This is a messenger RNA of Ruditapes philippinarum (Manila clam), 4256 nucleotides long. RefSeq lists its product as uncharacterized. The transcript is spliced from 7 exons. Lineage: Eukaryota; Metazoa; Mollusca; Bivalvia; Venerida; Veneridae. Bases 1085 to 2047 code for a protein of 320 amino acids. The record is from RefSeq and is a predicted model, not a curated record.
AACACAAGCUUAAUUGCUAUGUGUUUUAUAACGAUAUUCAAACUAGGGUUUAUAACGGUCCUGAAAAAUUGAAUGUGAAAACAUUACAGCAACUGCUUCGUUCCCUAAUUUUAACCUUUUCAAUUUUGCAAGUUUGCAAUUUGUUAUGUAUGUCAUGAUUUAUAUUCUAAGAUAUCUUCGUACGGGUACAGAAAAAGACACUAAAACAAUAGAGGUAUUUGUACGAAAUAGCACCAAACUUUUUGGAUAAGAAGUCUUUCUUGUUCUUAAUGAUAAUUGAAUUGUAUACAUGGUAUUUAUAUAUGUGCCAUUGGAGUGAAACUAAAGUUUACCAAUCACAUAUAGCGCCUUACAUGUACCACAAUAUUAUGAUAAACUAUGGAUUUGUUUGAACAUGGAAGAUGUAAAUUGAAGUGUUACAUACUAUGCUUAUAUUAUAAAAAGAUAUUCGAAAAGGGAAGUGUUAAUAUACAAACAAUUCAUGUGUAGUAACAAAUAAGUAUUUAGACUAAUAAAAUAAACAUUUGUUUAAACAAUAAGUAAAUAAAUUUUUUAGAAUAAUGGAUAGAUGGAUGGAGGAAUUGGGUUAAUAAUUGAUUUGGAUGUAAUUUGGGUUGGUCGAUAAAAAUGGAUUGAUGAAAAUAUUUAUAGCACAAUUGAUGGUAAGAAAUUAAGGCAUGGAGAAAAGAAGAAAUAUGGUUUGUUACCUGACUCUAUAGAUAGACGGACGGCUGAAUUGGUGGCAUUUGUAAUUUUUAUGAUGAUAGUAAUAAAUAACAAUGGUGAUAAGUAUAAUAAUGAUAAAAUCUCAUAACGAUUAUAAUAAUUUAAAGAAACCGGUAAAAAGUUAUCACUUUUAUAAUAAAAAAACCUGCAUUGAUAAAUAAAGGUGCUGGCUCCUUGCUCUGUUGCUUAGCAAUGUAACUUUCUUGAUUUCGUUUCUAAGGAUGUUUUUAAAGUCUAUAAGCGCUUUUUAUCAGCUCGAAUUAACUUGAUGGCAUAAAACAUACAGUGUAUCACAAAAUAUAAACUAACAGAACGAAAACUGUAUAAGAUUUUCAGCUAUUACCAACAUUAUAACCAGAUGGUUCAAGACACUAACAGAGGAGUUCAGUCGAGAACUAAAACACGAAUAAAAGUGAAUCGGCUUUUCUUUGUGAUUGGACUAUUAGUAUUAGUAUGUAUUUUUGAUGUUGUUCAUCAACGUAAAACGUUUAUGAUGCAGAUGAAAAGUAACAAAAGUAGAUGUGAAAAGGUGAUCGACGAAAUGAAUUUAUUUCAAAUACCUGAUGAGGACAUCAUAGACAAAAUGGACAACAAUGCUUUGUAUUUAUUGUUUGACACGUAUGUUAAUCUACAACAAUACCACUGCUGCAAUUUAACCAGACAAGGUCCGAAACAGUCAUCAGGAAAAAAUAUAUGUGAAGAUUAUUUUUUCAAACCAGGAUCAAAAUGCAUAGUUUACUCUUUUGGGUCCCAGUUAAAUUUCGACUUCGAAGAAAGUAUCUGGAGAUCUUUCAAGUGUGAAAUCCACACGUUUGAUCCAAGCAUGCCAGUUGAGGGGAAGACAUUACCAACGUUUAUAGAUUAUCAUCUAAUUGGUCUGUCCGGGAAAAAUUUUAUUCAAACGGAACCAGAAAAAUGGAGACACCACGAUAAUCCUUUGCUGAAAACAUGGAAAAUGCAAACCCUUUCAUCAAUCAUGGACACGCUUAACCAUUCAGUAACGACAAUUGACAUUUUGAAAAUAGACAUUGAAGGAUGGGAAUGGAACGCACUCCCUGAUAUGAUAAAGACAGACAUUCUACGUCAUGUGAAACAACUCUGUAUUGAACUUCACUUUGGAUAUAGCUUCAAGUAUCAAACAACAAAUGGACGUAUUAAACCAGUUUUUACUAAAAAUACGUGGGGAAAUGUUCCAAUAAAGAAUCAAAUAAAGCUUUUGAAGCAGUUAUUCAAUAACAGCUUUCGAAUAGUAAGAAAUGAACCAUUGAAUUGGGGGACAAUAAAAAUUGAAAACAAGGUUAUAAGAAUUCUAAAUGAAUAAACACUUAUAAAUCUAAGAUUUUUGCCCUGAAAUGGUCUAAAUUUGGUAUACAAAGUCAAAAAUUGUUUGUUAGAGAAGAUAUCGGAAGUUUUAAGUUCUUGAAUAAUUUAAUUUGGGUUCCAUUUAAAUCAUGUAAAUGGUAUAUUUUCAUAAAGUCAAAAUAGCUAUGAACCAUAUAAUAUUAUCAUUGUUCAUUUUGAUUUAUACUGCAAUUUAUUUACCUAAAUAUGAUAAAGAUACAUACAACUUACGAAAUAUUGUGAUUGUUAUUGACCUUUUGACUACGUUCCUUGAAUCAAGCGAAUUGCGAUUGCGAUAAUGUCAAACUUGAGGUGUGCUGCUGUAGUGAAAAACGGCCAACACUUUUCAUUCCAACAUCGAAAAUGGAUUCCGAGAGGUCUAUUAUUUAGCGAAUUUCACAUUUAAGUUACUUUUAUGGCCUUUAGUAAAUAUGUAGGGAAUGAGAAGCAAAAGUUUCCUCAACGAUCAAUGAAAGUCGAUUUGAUUGAUAUUUACGAUUCAAAUACGAAUCAAAAUGAACAAUGAUAAUAUUAAUAUAUUGUUUCGACAAUGGAUACAGUAAAUUUGAAACUGUUAGAAAAAUAUAUCCUGAAAGAAAACUAAAUGAAAUAUAUUAUUUUCAUUACUUUUGCAUUUUUCAAAAUCAUUAUGUCAUUAGGUUUUAUGCGUCAAUAGCCAUGGCGUCAGUAAAUACAUUUUUAACACAGUGACUUAUUUAUAUAACAAAGAUUUUAGCAAAGAUAUUUUAUUACAACAACAAAUGAUUGACGUAAAGAGAAAGACAUGUAAGUAUACUUAUUUAAGAUGCUUUAUUAUUCCGGUACGGUUAAUAUAACUAAAACUCAUCUUUCGAUCAUAGUGGAGGCUGUAAAGUAUAAUUCUGAAAUAUAUCAUUGUUAAUAUCAAAAUGGUCUUAAUAUUUCAGUGAUCUAUUGUAUAUUGGUUUAAAUAUUUAAGGUAAAUACACAAUAUGUGUCCGAGUUUCAAGGCAGUAAAAACUCAAAUAAGUUAAUGCUGUUACGGAUACAGAUUAAAGAGGGAUGUGAUAAAAUUAUAGAUCAAACAAGACGUUGAAAGAGAUUAUAAAAGUUUUCCUUCGAGCGUAUUUGUGAAGGUUUAAGAUCUAAAUUGCAAGCAACACUAACACAUUGUGGGAGUAUACAGCAACUAUAUGAUUGGACACGAAAGACUUAUUGCAAAAUUUAAACAAUUCAAUGUCUGGGCUAGUAAGCAUUUUAUUUCAAAAUUUUAAUGAGGCAUUGCAUUUCAUCUAAAAUAUGUUUUACCCUUUCUGAAAUUAGAUUGUUGAAUCUCUAAUUUAUGUAUCAAUAUUUACACUGUUUAAUAUAGACAAUAUUACUGUAAGUAAUUCAUGGUCUUUGUAGUAUAUCACUACAUUCACGUUCCCCACAGAAUUCUGACAAUACCACACCGCAUUAUAUUUUGAAAUACAAAUGUAUAAAGAAAAAAUCGACACAAUGUAUAAGGCAUUCUGAAUUCACAUUAGAAAUGAUUCACCGAUGAAAUAAACAAACUAAAGAUGUGACGUAGUUUAACGAUUGAUUAAUUACAAUUCUUGGUGAAAAUGUUAAACCAACGAAGUUUAAGCUUGAUAAAAGUUAUAUGUUCAUUUCGCUAUUCGAUCAUAAAUGAGGAUUCAAAGUAUAAUUCUGAAAGAUGUUAUUUUUAAUAUGGCCUUUAUGGACGGUCUUUAUAUCUAAGUGACAUAUUGUUCAAAUACAUAAUAUGUGUCCAGGUUUCAAGGCAGUACAAAAUCAAGAAAGUUAUUGCUGUAAUGGAUAUAGAUUUUAGAGGGACAAGAUAAAAAAAAGCGAUAACCCAAGGUAUUUGGAAAAGAUUAAAAAUGUUUUUGAGAGCCUAAGUGUGAAGGUAUAACAUCCAGAUUACAAGCAACACCAACACGUUGUGGUACAUGUUGUUAAUAGCAACUACUAUAUGAUAAGACAAAUGAAAGAUUCAAACAGUUUAUUUUUAUGAGCUAGUUAGCUUUUAAUAUAAUCAUUUCAAUAUGACAUUUUAUGUUUAACCCUUUCCGAUAUUAGAUUGUUGAAUCUCUAUUUAACUUCAAUAUUUAUAUUGUUUAAUAUAAACAAUUAGUAAAUAUUGAUCUUUGUAGUAAAUCACCUCUAUCACGUCCCCUUUAUAAUUAUGACAAUACAAUACCGCA